CGACGCCAAUUGAGUGCAGCCAAGCCGCCAAUCGCCCCAGGACCACGGUUCGCCCACGAUGCGCACAGCCGUCCUCUACCCCUUCUUCUGCGCGCUCGCGGGCCUGGCGCUCGCCCACGACGCCCGGACAGGCUCCCACUUGCAGAAGCCCAUGGUCGACGAGAACGCCGACUGGAUGACCAAACACAUGGCCGAGGAGCACCACAUGUCUAGCUGGGACGCCGACUCCUUCUUCACCCUCCACGACUACAACGCCGACGACGUCUGGCAGGCCGACGAGCUGCUGCGCACCUACGGGCUGUUCGACCAGUCCAACAAGGACGUCUCGGGCGACCGCCGCGACCAGAUUACGCGCGAGCUACUACACAUACUCGACACGGACAAGGACGGCGACGUCAGCCGCGCCGAGUGGAAGGCCUUUGCCGCCAAGGGCCACACCCUGCCCGACAUGGGCACGGGGCCCGGCCACCACGGCGACGACGAGUACGAGUACGAGAUCCAUCACUGGGAAAAGUACCACGACGAGAAUACGAAGCUCGAGGACCUGACGCACCCCGAGGACAUUGAGCACUUCAAGCACCACGAGGAGAUGGAGCGCGCGCAAGAGGAGCAGGAGGCCAUGGACAAGAAGGCCAUCGUUGAGGAGAAUAUCCCCCUCAAGUUCCGCAGGCAACACUAGAUGGGGCAUCAGCAAAGAAAUGGGUACAGACAGAUGGGUCGUCAUUGGCGUUGCAGGACUGGCGCAGGACGGCAUGUGUUGGGGGGGCGCGAGGCUUGAUGCCGUGUACAUAGAUGCCCCUUGUAUCAUCGUGGCAUGUACGUUUAGACCCUGGUUAUAUGCACAUCAAAGACACAGUGCCAUACGCCAGGUGCAAACGUCUUGACCAGC
This is a messenger RNA of Purpureocillium takamizusanense, 889 nucleotides long. RefSeq lists its product as uncharacterized. Gene Ontology annotation, cellular component: extracellular exosome; endoplasmic reticulum-Golgi intermediate compartment. Lineage: Eukaryota; Fungi; Ascomycota; Sordariomycetes; Hypocreales; Ophiocordycipitaceae. Gene Ontology annotation, molecular function: calcium ion binding. The record is from RefSeq and is a predicted model, not a curated record. Bases 59 to 679 code for a protein of 206 amino acids. The transcript is spliced from 2 exons.